Molecule: messenger RNA, 2502 nt
Organism: Kwoniella botswanensis
Lineage: Eukaryota; Fungi; Basidiomycota; Tremellomycetes; Tremellales; Cryptococcaceae
Exons: 4
Coding region: 1-2502 (833 amino acids)
Cellular component (GO): cytoplasm
Molecular function (GO): glycosyltransferase activity
Source: RefSeq, a predicted model, not a curated record
AUGUCACUGCCCAACGCAUUCGUCACACUCCUUACGACACCUUCGUAUCUGCCUGGUGCGCUUGUCCUCCUUCAUUCUCUUCUGGACCUUCAUCCUGCUCCCAGGGACUUCAAGAUCGUCUGUCUCGUCACUCCCGAAACUGUAGAUGCCAAGACGAUUGGGGAAUUAAGAAAGGCAGGAUUCGAUCUGGUGAUUGGAGUGGAACCGAUUGGAAGUGGAAGAGCGGGUCAGAAAGGUUUACAUCUGAUGGGCCGACCUGAUCUCAACUUCGCUCUGACCAAACUCCAUCUCUUCCGACUCCAUCCCUUCUUUUCGACUUUGAUCUACCUUGACGCCGAUGUCCUCCCCCUCCGACCACUCUCUCACCUGUUCAGCUCAACCAACCCACACAUCCUCUCGGCAUGUCCCGAUACAGGCUGGCCGGACUGCUUUAACUCUGGAGUGAUGGUCAUUCGACCUCGUGAAUCCGAUUGGAUAGGCUUGAAAGGUAUACUGAAAGAUGGUGAAGGAGAUGAUGGAAUCUACAGAGAGAACGAAGUGGGCAAUGGGAGUUUUGAUGGUGCAGAUCAAGGAUUGUUGAAUGAGUGGUUCAGUGAAGAAGGGGGUGGUGGACAAUGGAAUAGAUUACCUUUCACGUACAAUGUCACUCCAUCAGCAGCGUAUACUUGGGCACCGGCAUAUAAACGAUAUGGUCACAAGAUCAGUAAUGUCCAUUUCAUUGGCCCAAAUAAACCUUGGUCGAAUCUCAAUGGACGUCCAGCAGGUAUAAGUAAUGUCAAGGGGAAAGAGCCUUCUUAUGAUUACCCUGCCUUGCUCGAUCGAUGGUAUCAUGUCUAUGACACCCACGUCCGACCUUCUGCUGCACAUGAUCCCGACAUCUCCAGACGUUUCGCUGUUCCAGAGACUAUCGCCGCCUGGAAUCAGUCUGGUGCAGCUACAGGAGCACCGCAACAACCGAUAGAUCGACUUAAUCUCGAUGAAUUGAAAGCUGCUUCUGCUCAUGGUGUACUUUCAUUCAAGACCGGUCAAUAUACAAGUUUACCCCUAGAAGGUCGGGUCGACCUGUUGAUGCCUAAACCUCAACCUAAACCGGCGAGUAUCACUUUACCACCUUCACCGCCGCUCGUGGAUCCUACGGCCCUCUCGUCCCCACCACUGGAAGCUGUCCCUCCUCCACCUACACUGCAACAGCAAGUGACCCAACCUGCUGUUUGGGAUGCGGUCCACUUCGCUCCUCCUGCUCAUGGUAAACCGGAGAUGUCAAUUCGAAUGGAUACAAUCUAUCAGAACGCAUGGGAACAACCUUCGAGAAGUCAAUCAUCGUACUACUCUGCUCCUCCUCCUCAAGCUGAACCCCAAUACCCUACUUUACCUGAAAACGUGAGGAAAGAUGACUGGUACAAGCAAUUUACAGGAUCAGUACCUGAUCGAUCGAGCGUUCAUGCUGUCUUCCCAUGGGAGCAAAAGGGUAAAAGUCGACCUACACCUGGUAGAGUUUUCCCCAGAGGUGAUACACCACCUCCUGCCCAGCAAGAACACUCACAACCCCAACGACCAAGUAUCCUUGUGAGAGAACCCACACCAGAUUAUCGAUCACCACCACACCAGCCCUCGCCUCCACAUGUACAAUCGCCUCCAUCUCGAUCGAUGGCCGAAGCUAUGGCAUCGUAUACGAACGCGUGGGAUGAUAUACCGCAGAUCAACAAGUACGUGAGAAGGAUGUCUGGUAUGGGUAUGUCCAAAGAUAUCAGGUCGUUCACUUCUCAUGGUGGAUUACAAUCUGUCCCUGGUACCCCCAAAGCAGGAGGGACUAUCGAUUUCUCAACUUCGACGGGCAGACAGAACAAAGGUAAAAGUAGGGAUAGGAAUACUGGUUCUUUAACCGAUACGAGUGGUGACGGUGACGACGAAGGUGAUGAGUCCGAUGAUGAGGAAUCUUCAGACUCACCUGUAGUCUCUCAGUCUUCUUCGGGAGAAUUUGAAGAUUCCUCGACAUCGUAUCCCGAUCAUGAGAAUUACAGGGAUCAUUCUUCUCAGACUGAAUCGCCAAAUCAGGUAGAUGCGAAAGUUCAAGUUGUUCCCGGAGGCGGAACCUCACCUGCAGUUAGGACUUUUCAGUUACCCUCUCAUCACUUCCAGCAACAACAAGUACAAUUAAAAUCUGUUCCGUCAAAUAGAAGAUACAAUAAAUCACCACAACAAGGUAAUUACAACAACACUCAAAAUGUUAAUGCGUUAUCAUCUGGAUCAUCAACUUCAUCUGAUACAACCCCUAAACCACUCUCACCACCUUCUUACCAAACUCAGUCUGGAGGACCACCCAUCCUCCAACCUCUUCCUGAGUACGGAUUCGACUUUAGGGGAAGUACAUCGCAUGGCACAGGAAAUGGGAAUGGAAAGGGUAGUAGAGUAUGGGAUCCAAAUACCGAUCCUGAAAGUAGAAAAAGGGAUUCACAGGAGGUUUUAAGUAGAUUUAUGCGGGCAGGAGGAUUUGGUAAAUAG